AACUCCUCGCCAGCUGCCAGCAUCUCCCCUCACUGACAAAGAUGAGGAGCGCCACAACCUUCUUCCUCCUCUCGCUCGCCAUCCUGUUGUGCACAUCCCUCGUCGCAGAUGCGUCCCAGGAGGCUCAGCUUAGCAAGUUCAUGGCGUCCAGGAUCGGUCCCCUGCCGGAGCGCUGCAAGAGCCCGCCGAGCGGCAGCAAGGAGGCCGACAGGAUCGCGGAGCUCCCUGGCCAGCCGCUGCUCAUCGACUUCGAGCAGUACGCCGGGUACGUGACGGUGAAAGAGGAGCACGGCCGCGAGCUCUUCUACUACUUCGUCGAGGCCCCCGAGGACGCGGAAUCCAAGCCGCUCAUCCUCUGGCUCAACGGAGGGCCGGGGUGCUCGUCGCUGGGGUACGGGGCGAUGAUGGAGAUCGGCCCGUUCCGUGUCAACCCCGACGGCAAGACGCUGAGCCGGAACAAGCACGCCUGGAACAACCUGGCAAACGUGAUCUUCCUGGAGUCGCCGGCCGGCGUCGGAUUCUCCAUCUCGAGGGACGCCGCCGACUUCAAAACCGUCCACGACGGGAGGACAGCCGAGGACACGUACACCUUCCUGCUCAACUGGUUCGAGAGGUUCCCCGAGUACAAGGGCCGCGAGUUCUUCGUCGCCGGCGAGAGCUACGGCGGCCACUACGUCCCGCAGGUCGCCACCGUCAUCGCGCUCAUGAACCGCCGCAUCCCCGUCCUGCAGACACCCAUCAACCUCCGGGGCAUCUUCGUUGGCAACCCGUUGCUCGACAAUGACCUGUUCAACAAGGGGUACUUGGAGUUCCUGUGGAGCCACGGCGUGGUGUCCGACGAGGUCUGGGCUGACAUCCUCUCCAACGGUAGCUUCGCCCUGCCCGACGACUUGAUGUACUCCCUGGCAGAUCGCACGCUCAAGGGAGCGAAAGUCGAUUGCUUUAACAUCUACGCUCCGGUCUGCCUGCAGUCGCGCAACGGCACCCACUACUCCAGCAGCUACUUACCCGGCUACGAUCCGUGCAGCGAGCACUACGUCAAAUCUUACCUCAAUCAUCUCGAGGUGCAAACGGCUCUGCACGCUCGGAUCGGCAACUGGUCAGCUUGCAUUCCAAACUUGACCCGGAUCGAUUCCCCAACGUUCAUGGUGCCAACCGUCAGAUAUCUGGUCGAUAUUGGGCUAAGAGUAUGGAUUUUUAGUGGUGACUUCGAUUCCAUAUGCUCACUUACUGUGACGCGGUACUCUGUCAAGGAUCUCAAUCUAGCUGUCACGAAAAAGUGGCGCCCUUGGUACGCCCCUAACGGCGAGGUUGGAGGCUUUGUUCAGCAGUACCAAGGAGGCUUCACGCUGGCGUCAGUAAGGGCAGCUGGCCAUACGGUCCCUACAUUCCAGCCAGAGAGAUCACUUGCUCUGCUCUACGCUUUCCUGGAGAACAUGCUCCCUCCGGCUGAUAUACCAGAGGCUCAGCUCAGCAAGUUCCUGUCGUCCAGGGCCCUGAAGAGGCUCAGGAACAGGCCCACAGGGAACGAGCCCGAGGAAGAAUCCGACCCAUGGGCCGACCCCGGCACCUUCGCGCACCUGCCCGAGCGCUGCAAGGGCCCGCCGAGUGGCAGCAAGGAGGCCGACAGGGUCCUUGGGCUCCCCGGCCAGCCGCCGCGCGUCAACUUCCGGCAGUACUCCGGGUACGUGACGGUGAACGAGGAGCACGGCCGCGAGCUCUUCUACUACUUCGUCGAGUCUCCCUACGACGCGGAAUCCAAGCCGCUUAUCCUCUGGCUCAACGGAGGGCCGGGAUGCUCGUCGCUGGGGUUCGGGGCGAUGGAGGAGCUCGGGCCCUUCCGUGUCAACCCCGAUGGGACCCUGAGAAGGAACAAGCACUCCUGGAAUAACUUGGCGAACGUGAUCUUCCUGGAGUCGCCGGCGGGAGUUGGGUUCUCCUUCUCGAGGAACGCCACCGACUACGACACUGUCGGCGACCGGAGGACCGCCGAGGACACGUACGUCUUCCUGGUCAAGUGGCUGCAGCGGUUCCCCGAGUACAAGGGCCGCGACUUCUACAUCUCCGGCGAGAGCUACGGCGGCCACUACGUCCCGCAGCUCGCCACCGUCAUCAUGUCCAUGAACCGAUUCCCGGGCCUGCUGCCUCGCAUCAACCUCCAAGGCAUCUUCUUUGGCAACCCGUUGCUCGAUGACUACCUGAACGGGAAGGGGAACCUGGAGUUCCUGUGGAGCCACGGCGUGAUCUCCGACGAGGUGUGGCGGAGGAUCCUGGGCAACUGCACCUUCACCGCGUCCGACGACUGGCAGUGCUUCGUGGCGGCGCAUUCGUUCCAGAAAGGGAACAUCGAUCGCUACAACAUCUACGCCCCGGUCUGCCUGCAGGCUCGUAACGGCACCUACUACCCCAGCAGCCACUCGUUGCCCGGAUACGAUCCGUGCAGCAACUACUACAUCGAACCGUACCUCAACAACCACGCGGUGAAGCAAGCUCUGCACGCUCGGCUCGACACGAAUUGGACAGGUUGCAAUGAAGACUUGGCCUGGAACGAUGCCCCAGUGUCCAUGGUGCCAAUCAUCAAAAGGCUGGUCCAUAACGGGUUGAAAGUAUGGAUCUAUAGUGGCGAUUUUGAUUCCAUAUGCUCGCUUACCGCGACACGGUUUUCUGUCAAUGAUCUCAAUCUGACCAUCACGCAAAAAUGGCGCCCUUGGUACACCCCUGACAGCGAGGUUGGAGGUUAUGUUCAACAGUACCAAGGAGGCUUCACGCUGGCGUCAGUAAGGGCAGCUGGUCAUUUGGUCCCUACGUUCCAGCCUAAGAGAUCACUUGUCCUUCUCUACGCUUUCCUGAAGAACAUGCUCCCACCGGCUGACAUCCCAAACUGA
This is a messenger RNA of Setaria italica (foxtail millet), 2885 nucleotides long. RefSeq lists its product as uncharacterized. Gene Ontology annotation, biological process: proteolysis. Gene Ontology annotation, molecular function: serine-type carboxypeptidase activity. The coding region runs from base 42 to 2885 and encodes 947 amino acids. The record is from RefSeq and is a predicted model, not a curated record. Gene Ontology annotation, cellular component: vacuole. Lineage: Eukaryota; Viridiplantae; Streptophyta; Magnoliopsida; Poales; Poaceae. The transcript has 16 exons.